AUGGGAAAAGUGGACACGUCGAGUCUGGAGAACAUGGCGGCGUCCAUCUCGAGAAAAUCGUCGUUGAGUCAGAUUGCGACGCAUUCGAGUGAGUUCAUCCUCGGAAAUCGAUAAUAUUUGACUAGGGAAUUCCGUCUUCCGCCUUCCGCAUUUUCAAAAAAAAACCUACCGGUGCUGUGUUUUUAAUAAAAAAAUUUUUUAUCUUUUUUUGAAAAUUUUUUCAUGAAAUAUGAUCAACUGACGAAAUGUAGAGCAAAGUGAACUGUGCUCAUAGAAAAAUAAUUGUGAAUUUAGCGUUUCAUACAAAAAAGUUAUUCGAGUUGUUCUUCCGUUAGCCCUAACUUUUUUGUAUGAAACGCUAAAUUUACAAUUAUUUUUCUAUGAGCACAGUUCAAUUUGCUCUACAUUUCGUCAGUUGAUCGCAUUUCGUGAAAAAAUUUUCUAAAAAAGAUAAAAAUUCUUCCGUUGAGUUGUUCCGCUCAACUCUGGCUGCACUUUCUCUCAUUGCAAUCGCGCUCUGUUGCGAAACUUACAGUGCAAGUUGCACGGUUCUUCUCAAUCAAAACACUUUGAAAGCGUUCAUUUUUGAAGAAUUUACUGAAAAAACCGAGACAAACGAUAGCGUUUAGCGACAUUUUGAAACUGUAAUUUGUGUUCGACCCACUUAGACGCGAGUGACACGUGUCGAGUGUGUGGUGAUGGAAAUGCGAAGACGCACUACGGAGUGGUGACGUGUUUCGGAUGCAAAGGAUUCUUUCGACGCACACUGAAGAGACCGUCCGAGUACUCGUGCCGUCACAACGGAAAUUGUGUCGUCGAUAGGCACGAGAGGAACUCCUGCAGGUACACAUUUGAACAGAAAUGAUAUGAAGGACGACGACGAGCGAAAUUGUAGAUAUUGUCGCUUCAAAAAGUGCAUCGAGGUGGGCAUGGAUCCGAAGGCGGUCCGUCCGGAUCGUGACGCGACGGGACGUCACUAUCAGGGCCGUCAACGAAGAUCCAAGUUGUCGGCCGAGGACGAGGGCGAAGUGGACGCCGAAUGGAUGCGGAAACUUCCGGUCGACAUGCGCACCACUUUGAUGCAACUCCUGAACAUUGAUCUGAUUGUGGGCGGAGGCGACGGACACACCGAACCCUCGAAAAUCUAUCCGUUGCCGUUUGCCACCUCGAUCCGACAACUUUUGGAGGAUCCGUCGCUGUUGGACGGCAAGCGGACCGAGGUACGCCACUUUCAAUCGAUAUUGUCGGUCGUCGGGGGUUCUAGAAGCGUUUGUACGUAAUCCCGACGUUUUUAGGACAGCUAGAGCACUUUACAGCUCGCUGAAUCUUCCAAGAGCUACAGUAACCCAACGCGUGGGCGUAUCAAAAAAUGGUCAACUACAAAGUUGUAGAACUUGAGAUUUACUACGCAUUUGUAGUUUACACUUUUUCUCUACACCCACUCCCAAGCAUACUGUAACUCUUUGAAGUUUUUUCGGGUUUGAAGGUCUCCUAAAUUUAAAGAGCUACAGUAGUCCAGGUAUUGGUCCUACGAAAAAAGUGUCAAGAGCAAAAAUGUAGUACUAGUCUCCAACUAUUUAUUGAAUAACAAUUUGGAGCCAAAAAGCGGCUCGGAAAGCUACAAUAUCCAUGAGUUACAGAUGCGUUAUGAAGCAUUCCGAGAAAUCAACCCGGAAGAGCUUCCGUGCAUUGCGCAUCGUCGUCUCAUCGCAAUGAUCGAUUGGGCGGACCAUUUGUUCGAUAUGAUGGAUGUGAAUAAUAUGGAUGAUAAGGUACUGUUUCUAGAAGUUGAUAAUAUCUGAACUUACUGAAUUGUUGUAUUGUAGCUUGAUUGUUGAAUUUUAAAAGAAAACCGUUACUUUAGGCGAACAUAUCUCAGUUGUGGGUAUAGAUAUCAAAAUAUUGUCAACUAAUAAAAUGUUCAGUAUGCAAUUCUGCACAUUUUCUCAGUUGACAUCUUUCUGAUAUCUCCACGAACAGCCGAGAUACAAAAGUUUCAAUGAACCUGAACAAAAUUGCCGAUAUUGUAGAUCAAAAAAUGUUCGGUUUUUCUGCAGGUAGCCAUCGUAAAAGCGAGUUACGGUCCGCUGAUGAUCUUCAGUCUGUGCGCCAACACCGCCCGUCACAAACAAUCGGAUAUUGUGUGUCUGAGCACGUUCGGCUACAUUUCCAGAUACGCACCGAACGCGUGGGCCGAGCCCUAGUGGGUUUUUUUUUGCGUUUUGAGCGUUUCUUUUAACCGAAUCACUUCAACUUUCUCAUUUCUCAAUGAAACUGGCCAGUUUUAAGCGGAAAAUGUGCAAAAAAAGCUUGAAAUUCUAGUUUCAUCAGUUUAAAAAUGAAUAUUGUAUGUUUUGGGAACCAUUUUUAGACCCCCCCCCCUAGCCCGCUUCACGUGAAAAAAACAUGCAAUAAAAAUUUUUAAAAAAAUUUAAUUUAAUUUAAAAAAAUUAAAAUAAUAAUUAAAAUAUAAAAAAAUAUAAAAUAUAAAAUAACCCCGUUUCACGUAAAAAAACAUGCAAUAAAAAAAUUAUUAAAAAUUAUUGAAAAAAAUUUAAUUUAAUUUAAAAAAAAUUAAAAUAAUAAUUAAAAUAUAAAAAAAUAUAAAAUAUAAAAUAACCCCGUUUCACGUAAAAAAACAUGCAAUAAAAAUUAUUAAAAAAAUUAUUGAAAAAAAUUAAAUUAAAUUUAAAAAAAUUAAAAUUAAAAUAAAAAAAUAUAAAAAAAUAUAAAAUAUAAAAUAAAUAUAAAAAAAUAUAAAAAAAUAUAUAAAUAUAUAAAAUAAAUAAAUAAAAAAAUAUAUUUAAAAAAAAAUAAUAAUUUUUCAGUCAUUUCGGCAACCAACUCGCCGAAAGAUGCAUCGAUGAACUCAUCGAUCCGUUGAAGAGAAUGAAUUUGAAAGAAGAGGAAAUCACAUUGAUCAAAGCAAUUAUCGUACUCAAUCCUUGUGAGUUUUUUGUGUGGAAGUUUUGAAACGGAAAAAGGCCGUCAGGGCUUUGGAAAAUGAGAAAAAAAACAGGUGCCUUGAAACUGAAAAAUGUACAUCUUGUUCAGACCUGAAAACGUUGACACAAGACGGAUCGGAAGCUAUUAUGGAUCUGCGGGACCGCAUCCAAGAGACACUGUACCACGUGGUCCGCGAAACGCACCCGAAAGAGGUCGCGUCGAGCCGAUUCGGAAACUUGCUCCUUUUCGUGCCUUCUGUUAUGGUUUGUGCUCCAUUCGAAUUUUUUUCCAGUGAUUUUGAUAGUCUUCUAAACGCAAACUUUUUGCAGAUGCUCGGCCGUCUCGUCAUGGAGAAUCUGUCGUUCGUCGACAGUUUCGGCCAAAUGAACGAUCGUCUGGUGCAUGAUUUGCUCGUCGAGGCGCCGAAAGUCGAGGUAUUUUGAAGAUUUUGCCAGCGUUAAAAAGCGAAUCGAUAGACAAUUUCAAGCUCUACAACUUUGUAAUUGACCACAUUUCGCGAUCUUUUUUCGCUAAUCAGAUAUUGUCGUUUUAAAGUGAAUCGGUGUGCUACACUAAACGUGGAAUAUCUCAGUUCAAAUAAGGUAUCGAGAAAAUUGAUCAACUGUAAAGUUAUAGAGCUUAAAAUUCUCUAUCGAUUUGUUUUUUAACCGUCCAAAAACCUCAAAAAUUGACCGAGAAAAGUGGGGUCAAAUUUCAGCACCCUCCGUCCACGUCACCACCACACUCGAACGGAAUGGACACUUCUCCGGUGAACGUGAGCGCCUCGACGUCUCAAGACGAACAAAUGGGCAGCGGGGGACUGGCGAGACGGCACAGCGAGCCCCGUAUGGUGCAUUCAUCGAGUUCGAGCUCCAUCGAGAGCAUGAACUCGUAUCCGUGCUCUUCAGACGGAUCAUAUCAGAAUCAGAUCGGAACGCUUCCCUAUAAGUGAGUAUUGUUUCGUUUAUUUUAAGCACAAAUCUUUAUUGUGAAACAGUUUAAAAAAAAGCCAAAUAAAACCGUUUAGUUUGUCGUCUAACUCGCUGCCCGCCCAAGUCAACGAUUUCGGUGUACAACUAAACGGCGCCAGUUCGAUGCCCAACUUGGAGAUGGCCGAAUGCGAUCCGGACUAUAAUGUGACAAUUACGCCCGAUAUGUAUGGAGGUGAGUUUUUUUUUCCAUCGACUUUUCAAUCGAUAAUGAGUGCAACUCAUUUUGUUGCAGUCAGCGUUGAGCGGAAGAACUCAACGGAAGAAUUUUUAUCUUUUUUAGAAAAUUGUUUCAUGAAAUGUGAUCAACUGACAAAAUGUAUAGAAAAGUGAACUGUGUUCAUAGAAAAAUAAUUGCAAAUUUAACUUUUCAUACAAAAAAGUUAGGGCUAACGGAAGAACAACUCGAAUAACUUUUUUGUAUGAAAAGUUAAAUUUACAAUUAUUUUUCUAUGAGCACAGUUCACUUUGCUCUACAUUUCGUCAGUUGAUCACAUUUCAUGAAAAAAUUUUCUAAAAAAGAUAAAAAAAUUUUCCGCUCAACUCUGCUACAAGCUUUCUAGACAAUAGUGAUCUUCCGUUGGCCCUAACUUUUUUGUAUGAAACGCUAAAUUUAUAAUUAUUUUUCUAUGAGCACAGUUCACUUUGCUCUACAUUUCGUCAGUUGAUCACAUUUCAUGAAAAAAUUUUCUAAAAAAGAUAAAAAUUCUUUCGCUCAACUCUGGUUGCAGUGUUGGACAUGCGUCAAGCGAUGAACGUGGCGACACACGGCGGAAUGGAAAUCGACGAAGUUCAACAACAACAACAACAACAACAGCAGCAUCACGGCUCGAAUCCGAACAUGGAGAGACGCGAUUCGAUGCCGCCGCACUCGCCCACGCAGCCCAUGUUCUACAUUUCGACUGUGGAGAGCACGAAACACAAGUUCACAGUCACCACCACCUCCUACGAUCGGUCAGUUUUUUUUGAAUUGUUGGCUGGGCGGGGCGGGAGCAAGAUGUAGCUCUUUGCCGUCACAAAAUUUGUGCCUUUUCUGAAACAUGAUUCAAUUGGUUUUUUUUUGCUAAAUCCAAGACCAGAGUUGAGCGGAAGAAUUUUUAUCUUUUUUAGAAAAUUUUUUCAUGGAAUGCGAUCAACUGACGAAAUGUAUAGCAAAGUGAACUGUGCUCAUAGAAAAAUAAUUGUAAAUUUAGCGUUUCAUACAAAAAAGUUAUUCGAGUUGUUGCGUGAAAACGUCCUUCCGUCUACCCCGUUUGCCCUAACUUUUUUGUAUGAAAAGCUAAAUUUACAAUUAUUUUUCUAUGAGCACAGUUCACUUUGCUAUACAUUUCGUCAGUUGAUGACAUUUCAUGAAAAAAUUUUUUAAAAAAGAUAAAAAUUCUUCCGUUGAGUUCUUCCGCUCAACUCUGAUCAAGACAUUCUGCUGACGAAAAAAUGAAAAAUAGACUUCAUGAUCGGAUCGGUCUGAAACUUGGACCCCCUAGAAGUCUGAAAAGUUAGGGUCCGAUUGAAAAUGGUCUAAAUUUUUUUGAAAAAAAUGGGAUGUGAAAAAUAAUUGAAAUUUGCUAAACGAACAUGAAAAUUUUGGAAGAGAAAAACUGUUUCAAACGGUCUUCUUAUUAGUGUUCAUGUAGAAAUUAUUCAUUAAUUACAUAUUGAGUGUUUUGUUUUUUAUUGCAUGAAUAGACGCUUGAAACUUGAUAAAUGUGGAAGCUGUACGCCUCAACACUGAAGCAGUGUCAGUCAAAUCGAUAUAUCUCAGCUGUCGAUUGAGAUAUCAAAAAGUUGUCAACUGAUGAAUUGUUCAAAAAGACAUUUUCGACAUUUUAUCAGUUGACUUCUUUUUGAUAUCUCUACCGCCAUUUGAGAUACAAAGCUUUGAAAAAUUACUAGUAAACAUACCUCACCAACCGAACCCAUUUUGCAGAUUCCAAAACGGAUCGAACGGCGCCGGCGCGAACGGUCAAGGAUACGCGGAAGGCUACCAAAACGGCGCGGGAAUGCCCUCGCAGACCGGCUCAUUCUCGCAAAUGCCGACGCAGCAGCAGCAGCAGGCGCAGUCGGCGCUGUGCAAAACGAACAGUCUGCCGCCGCAGUACAUGCAGAACUACGACAUGUCGCAGGCGUACGUGGCCGCGCAGCAGAAUCAGAUGGAGUGCGACGACGCGAAUUAUAUCAAUUUCAAUCCGCCUAGUUAG
This is a messenger RNA of Caenorhabditis sp. 36 PRJEB53466, 6133 nucleotides long. Lineage: Eukaryota; Metazoa; Nematoda; Chromadorea; Rhabditida; Rhabditidae. The record is from the annotation of a GenBank genome assembly.